Messenger RNA from Cajanus cajan (pigeon pea), 1460 nucleotides. RefSeq names its product P-loop containing nucleoside triphosphate hydrolases superfamily protein. Lineage: Eukaryota; Viridiplantae; Streptophyta; Magnoliopsida; Fabales; Fabaceae. Gene Ontology annotation, cellular component: GET complex. Gene Ontology annotation, biological process: tail-anchored membrane protein insertion into ER membrane. Gene Ontology annotation, molecular function: ATP binding; ATP hydrolysis activity. The record is from RefSeq and is a predicted model, not a curated record.
GAUGAGAUCAAGAUUUGGAUUCGUGUCGUGAAAAAUUGAAAGUGGUAGCAGGUUGUUGAAUUGAAAUCCAAGUAGAAAGAGAGAAGAAGAAGAAAAAGGAAGGCACAGUUAGGUUUGCGAUUGAUCGAUCAGAAUGGGAGAUCAAGCGGAGGGAACGGUCCAGAACGUUCUAGAACAGGAGUCGCUGAAGUGGGUCUUCGUGGGCGGCAAGGGCGGCGUGGGCAAAACGACAUGCAGCUCAAUCCUCUCCAUUCUCUUCUCCACCGUUCGCUCCUCCGUCCUCAUCAUCUCCACCGACCCCGCCCACAACCUCAGCGACGCUUUCCAGCAACGCUUCACCAAAACCCCCACUCUCGUCAACGGCUUCUCCAACCUCUACGCCAUGGAGGUCGAUCCCACCGUUGAACACGAGGAUGUGGGCGGCUCCGAUGGCAUGGACAGUUUGGUCUCCGAGCUCGCCGGUGCCAUUCCCGGAAUUGACGAGGCCAUGAGCUUCGCUGAGAUGUUGAAAUUGGUGCAGACAAUGGAUUAUUCUGUUAUUGUAUUUGAUACUGCUCCCACUGGCCAUACACUUAGACUGUUGCAAUUCCCAUCGGUUUUAGAAAAGGGUCUUGCAAAAAUGAUGUCUUUGAAAAAUAAAUUUGGUGGCUUGUUUAAUCAGAUGACUCGCAUGUUUGGAAUGGGUGAGGACUUUGGAGAUGAUGCAAUUCUUGGGAGGCUUGAAGGCAUGAAGGAUGUAAUUGAACAAGUUAAUAAGCAAUUCAAAGAUCCAGACAUGACAACCUUUGUCUGUGUGUGUAUUCCCGAAUUUCUCUCUCUAUACGAAACAGAAAGAUUGGUUCAGGAACUUACAAAGUUUGAAAUUGACACGCACAAUAUCAUCAUCAAUCAAGUAAUCUUUGAUGAUGAAGAUGUUGAAUCCAAGUUACUCAAAGCAAGAAUGAAAAUGCAACAGAAAUAUUUGGACCAGUUUUACAUGCUGUAUGAUGACUUUAACAUUACGAAGCUGCCAUUGCUCCCAGAAGAGGUUACUGGGGUUGAAGCUCUCAGAUCAUUUUCAAGACAUUUUACAUCACCAUAUCAACCCUUAUCUAGUACAGUAAACCAAGUAGAACGGUUAGAGCGUAAAGUAGCAGCACUAAAAUGCCAGUUACAUGAUGCGGAAGAAGAAUUGGAGAGACUCAAACAGGCUUGAUGUUCUCCAUUCAUCAAUUGUAUGCCUUUUUGGUUCGUAUUAUUUUUUAGUUUACAUCUGAUAAAGCAUUUUUUUUCUUUGUUGGGCUGCCAACACUACCCAUUCUCUAUUUGCUUUUAUUUAAUUAAUGUCACAACGAGCUUUCUUAUGUAAACCUCCCCCCAAAAAUGCUAAGGUUAGUCCAAUUUGUUUCAUGAAUAUUCUUGUAGCCUUCAUAUUACGAAUCGGAUAAUUUCUUAUUGAUAUUCUUCCUUGUUUUGUUUUA